Molecule: messenger RNA, 1386 nt
Organism: Trichoderma atroviride IMI 206040
Lineage: Eukaryota; Fungi; Ascomycota; Sordariomycetes; Hypocreales; Hypocreaceae
Source: RefSeq, a predicted model, not a curated record
AUGGUUUUUCUUGGCCUACGAGGCAAGAAGCUCCUGGGUGGAAUCACGGUUUCAAGUGGCUUGGGCUUCAUACUUUUCGGAUACGACAAUGGCGUCAUCGGCGGCCUGCUGACCGCUCCUGACUUCGAAUCAACCUUUAAUCUCGAUUCUACACUCCAAGGCGUGGUAACUUCACUAUUUGAGCUUGGGUGUUUCUUUGGAUCCCUAGUUACAGCAGCUGCAGGCGGACGAUUUGGCCGUAGAACCCUCGCACACUUUGGAACAUUGGCCAUUGCCAUCGGCUCUCUCCUCCAGGCUUCCAGUUUCUCCGUUGGCCAGCUGAUGGUUGGUCGCAUUGUUGCUGGCAUCGGCCUCGGCUUGAUCUCUAGUAAUGUGGCAAUCUGGCAAUCAGAGACAGCACCAGCAAAAGUGCGUGGCACUUUGGUUGCGUGCUCUCUGAGCUUCCUCAUUCUCGGUCAACUUCUGGCCAAUUUGAUAGACUACGGGAUGAACAGUUAUUCUGGCCCUGUCACAUGGCGUUUCCCAAUUGCCUUUCAGUCGACAAUCGCACUUCUUAUGAGUGCUCUUUUAUUUUUCAUGCCAGAGUCGCCUCGAUAUCUCAUCAUGAAGGAUCGUAUUGAAGAAACUGUGACAGUUCUCCAAGCGCUCAAAGACACAGCAGACAGAGAGUCCGUAGCCGCUGAGAUCGCCGAGAUCAAAGAGGCGCUGCUGCUGGAACUAAACUCUCAGAAAAGUUGGACAGAUCUAUUCAGGGCUGAUAAGGUCAAGUCGCGCCGUCGUGUAAUUAUUGCUUGCGUAGUCAACUUAAUGCAAGAUCUGAGUGGGAGUACGCCAAUAGCUUACUACACCACUUUUAUCUUUCAAAAUUCCGUUGGCUUCUCUCGGCAUUUGUCUCUACUCAUGUCUAUUUUCCUACAACUGUGGUUCCUCUUGGCGUCUACGCUGACCUGGUGGCUGAUUGAGCGCGUUGGGCGUCGAAGACUGUUCAUGCUCUCUGCUUGUUGUAUGGGAAUGGUCAUGGCAGUUGUUGCUGCGAUGCUUGCCGUCAAUACACGCACUUCUGGAAUUGUCGCCGUGGUCAUGAUAUUUGCAUACCAGGCCUUUUUUACGUGGGGAUUUAUGGGCGGCGUCUGGGUUUAUGGGCCGGAAAUAUUACCACUCGAAUAUCGAUCCAAAGGGAUGGGCCUCGCAACGGCAACCCUAUGGUUAUUCUCUUUCGUAAUGGUGGAAAUUGUCCCAUCGAGUAUUGCCAACAUUGGAUGGAGAACGUACAUUAUUUUCGCCGUUUUCAACUUUUCUUUCAUCCCAAUCAUCUAUUUCUUCUUCCCAGAAACUAAAGGUUUCAGCUUAGAGCUGUCAAGCGCGCUAAAGAAUUGCACAAGAUGA